This is a messenger RNA of Mycosarcoma maydis (corn smut), 3885 nucleotides long. RefSeq lists its product as uncharacterized. Bases 1 to 3885 code for a protein of 1294 amino acids. The transcript has a single exon. The record is from RefSeq and is a predicted model, not a curated record. Lineage: Eukaryota; Fungi; Basidiomycota; Ustilaginomycetes; Ustilaginales.
AUGAAACGCAACUAUCCAUAUGGUGCGCCUGAUGCGCAAGCUUCAGGUGCCUCACAGUCGGCCUUUGGCCAACCACCACCACCAGCGACUCCUGCCCCUGCGCUACCUGCUUCCGGCCCAUCCCAAGCCGCUUAUGCCAAUUACGGCUAUGGGUCUGUUGCACCCCCACGUCCACAGGUUGGUGCUGCAGCAAACAUUGCGCAGCAACAUCAAUGGAAUCAACAGUGGCAACAGCCCCAGCAGCAAUACUUCCCGCCGCCACCGCCCAACCCGAUGGGCGCGCCGGGCGCGCCCCAAUUUGCUGCUCCCCGAACCCCCUCGCAAUCAGGCCCAUAUCGUGGCGCGUCGGUUCCCAAUGCUGGCUCUCCAUCCGUCAAUCACGCUGCCCCCUAUGCUCAUCAUCAACCACAGCAAUCCGUGCCGUAUCCAUACCAUCCUCAGGCUUCUCCCAUGCAGUCCCAGUCUCCUUCCCAGCAUCCGCAGCCAUCAGUUCCUCCUGCUUACGGCUAUGUUCCACCUGUGCCACCGCAUCGGAAUGCUGCUCCACCUACCGGAAACAGCGAUGCUCAGAACUGGCCUGGCGCUUAUGCUCCAGGUGGUCAGGUAGGCCCGCCCAAUAAAAAGCCGCGUCACCAGGGAUCCAACGUUCCUGCAUUUCAGACCACGGCCCCGCCUUAUGCGCCAAUGGGCGCAAACAUGGCUGGAGGUGCGAUGGGUAACUACCCGACCCAACAGCCUUACGCUUGGCAGGCGCCCCAUGUAUCUUCUGCGUCUCCUAUGAGCUCGCAGCCCGUUCCAGGUCCUCCAGGUCCUCCAGGCGCACAUGGCCGCGCGCCCUCUGCUGGAGGCAUCCACCCAAGUGCGCCAGGCAAAGGUGGCGUCGGGAUUGGUGGCGCUGGUGCUGCUUCAAGCCGCGGAAUGAAUCGCAAUGGUGCUCAGAACCGUGGCAAUCCGCAGCAAAAGCCCUCCGGUCAACGCGCCGGUCUGCCCGCCAAUCCCACUGCCUCUGUGAAUGCCGCACGAGCACCCAAUGGCCAGAUUCGCGCAUGGGGCUCCAAAGCAGCCGGUGCUCCCGCGAUCGAUGCUCCGUCGCAAACGGGGCGUCGAGUGUCUUCUGUCAGCUCUGUACACAGCGAUAAACCAGCUGCGGCUGGCUCGACGAAGGGCUCUAAUUUCAGCUCGCAGAACAUGAUUCCUCCUGAUGCUCCGCGCGGCCCCAACAACACCAGAAACAAAGCUGCGACAGUCUCGUCGAAAGCAUCCACGAGUGGCUUCCUAAGCAACGGCAGCCAAGGGCGUCGCGGCUCUAGCGUCGCCGCAACCAACACACCUGCAGCAGGCUCGGUCGGCCUGGAUGUAGUCGGCGCGGGUGUUUCAUCUGCCAAAGACUCCGGUGCCGGCCAUAAAAGAGCUCAUACUGAUUUCCGCAUCCUAGGUCUGGAAAUCAAGCAGCUCGAUUGGUCCUGGUUUGCUCCGCAGGCCCUCGCUAAGACUGUUAUUGAUGGUCCCAACAACACCGCCGCUCCCUCGGCCUUUGAACAGAAUGCAAAGCCCCACGAGGGAGAGGGGGAUGACUCUGCUGCCGAUGUGGCGGAUGAUUCUACUCUUGUAACCGUCGAGAAUGCUGACGCAGUGUCUGCGCGGGCCAAGCCGAGCAUCGAAGGGGACGAAGUUCAUGGCGGUACCGACCGGAAGCAAAUCACUGACGAGAGUCCCAUUGCCGAUGAUGAUGAAGCGAACGAUGAGAAUCAAGACGAUGACGAAGAAGGCCUCGACGACCAAGACGAAGUUGCUGAAGCCAAUGCGAAUCCGGAACAAGGGGCCAUUGCUAAUGCGGAUGGCGACGAAGUCACCCAUGGUGAUCUCGACGUGGACGCCGAAGCUGACGCCGAGGGAGACGCUGCCAUGUCUCAUGCCGAAACCGACACAGUCGCUUCUGAACACCAGGAGUCGGUUGCGCCCACCCCGGAACCGAGCGGCGAAUUGUCCAAGCUGUCUCAGAAGCAUGAGACGCAGCAAGGCAAAGCAUCAAAGGCAGAAUGCGUGAAAAAUUUGGCCAAUCUCCGAGAUUCGACCAAACUCCGCAUCUGCUUUGCUGCUGUGUUCAAUGCUGCACCUGAAGGCGCUCCCACUGAUUCCAAGCCUCCAAAGACCCAAGAUGCCGCGAUUAAAGUUGAGCGAAGUAUUCAGGAUGAGGCAUCUGUUGAUCGAGCCGAGCAGAACUUUGAUGCAGCUGAAGGUUCGGAGGAGUCGAAGAACGAUGCGCCUAAGAUCGACAUCAAAGCAGAAGAGCCUAACGACUUGACCGAAGAAAGCUCGGUUCAGGGCGUGAAAGAAGAGCAGGUUGCCGUAAGCUCUGAAUCGGCACAAGCUGGCAUCUUUGACGAGGUUGUCGAGCCGAACGAGUCCCCCGUGCAUGCUGAUGAAGGGACUCCGACAGCGGCCGGAACCAAGGAGGUAGAAUCUAGCAAGGAACCAGAUGAAGCCAAGGCGGAAAAUAAGAAGGAGCUCGAAGCGCCGGCAAGUCAAGUAGUCGAAGAUGCCGCCAAUACAUGCGCUGCAUCCAAGAGUAAGAAAACUCGAUCGGCGGUCGAUAAUAGCCCUCAGACAAAGGGCCCACCUCAGCUGUCCUCGAACCGCAUCUUUCUGUCGUUUGCGGCCAACAGAAAGCGUUUAGCUAUCGAUGCCGAAGCGGUCAAAUCGGUCAAGAUCCAUCGCUCCGAGCACUGGGUCGAGAUCCGCAUCAAUGCUUCGCAUCCAACUGAACAACCUGCUCGUAAAAAGGGCGAGGAGUAUUUGGUCUGGCAGGGCACUUUACUGGAGAAGCGCGGCAAAGGGCAGGAUAAUUACGCGGCGGUGACGCGCAGCGAGAUCGCAAGCGCCUGGAAGAUCGCUGAAGCCGCCGACAUCGAAUCAAGUGGUAAAGGCGAGCGAUCAGGUGACGAGCAUCUCGAGCUUCCUCCUUUUUUCCGUCUUGAUGAGUCUGCGUCUGAUCUGGUGCUGCGCGUGCACCUCGAUGCGUCGGCUCCGCUCCCUGAACCGGCUUGGCUGCGAAAGAACGAGGUGGGCGAAUUGCUUGCGAGCCUUCAGCGUAGCAGCACUGGUACUGCAGGUAAGGCGGAAACAGCUGUAUCCGUGGCGGCUGCACAACAUGUAUGGGCUGGGAAGAUCGAGGUGAUGGAUCCGGAUCCGCCGCCGUCCAUGUCGACGUUCCUGUACGAGUGGAUCAAGGAGUCGUUUGUCGGAAGUCAAAAGGACAGGCGCAAGUUUGUGGAUGGGAUGCUCAGUUGGAAAAAGAAGGAACACAGCAGCGCGGCUCGUGAGAAGAUCAAAUUGGAACGAGGCGCAGAAGCGGAGCUUGGUGAGAGACGCCUCAAGACGCAAGAAGGAACUAUGGAGAAGGCCGAAAAAGAAUCGGAUAGCGAACGCGAUGUUCGAGUGGCACGCUUGUUUGUCGAUAUGGUCUCGCGAUUGAUCAAGGGCGAGCGUGCGACUCUGCACACUGACAGCGCGACGAGCCACUUGGCACGCGCGCACGAUUCGAGCUCGUGCACGUCGACUACGUAUCCAGGCUUGUUCAUGCUUGGCCUGUUGGACAUCUCGCUCGACUCUGCUGAUGCGCAAGCGGCCAAGCGACUUCGGCAACGCAUCGACGAGAUGCUCAUCGAGAUGCCUCGCGCAACACUGCUCAAAGCGGCCGAUCUGGCGUUUAAAGAUCUCGAUGAGAGUGCGAGCAAGCGCUCUGCUGUGGCUGCGUCGACGCAAUCUGCGCCAGCUAGCCGCAACCGUGCGCAUCAGCCUCGCCACCACCACCGACGUCAGCAUCCCGGCACAGCACACAUCUCUCAUCCUGCUGGCCGCCAUGCUAAACGCAAACGUGCCUGA